AUGGCUGGGGCUCCUGCUUCUUCUUUAUAUGAAAAUCAAGAUUACGGGCAACGUAUACCGGCUAUGGAUCAUGAACAACUGGAUUUGUUUUCAAAAUAUUUGAAUGGAUCAUCUUGUAGUCAAGAUCGACUUAAAAGGUCUCUAUUCAUUGUGGGACAAAUUGGACUCAAUGAUUACAAUAAUGGCUUAUUACAUGGAAAUAAAAGUUUUGAGGAGGUAAAGAAUAUGGUUCUCAAUGUAGUCCAAGCCAUUAAGGACGCUGUUAAAUGGGUGAUUGGUUACGGUGCUGUAAAAGUCCUUGUCCCAGGACAAUGGCCAAUGGGUUGUUUGCCAAUUUACCUUUCACGUUUUCCCACUAAUGACACUGCUGCUUAUGAUCAAUUUCAUUGCCUAAAGGAUUGGAAUAGUAUUUCAGAUUGUCACAAUUACCAUCUGAGAAACGCCAUUGAAGAACUGAAGAAAGAAUACCCUGAUGUUACUAUCGUAUAUGCUGAUUAUUAUAGCGCUUUUGAAUGGAUACUCACUCAGCAAGAGGAGUUAGGAUUUGCAGCUGAUGUAGAUUAA
This is a messenger RNA of Fragaria vesca subsp. vesca, 564 nucleotides long. Its product is annotated as GDSL esterase/lipase At5g03980-like. NCBI's taxonomy places the organism in Eukaryota, Viridiplantae, Streptophyta, Magnoliopsida, Rosales, Rosaceae. Bases 1 to 564 code for a protein of 187 amino acids. The transcript has 4 exons. The record is from RefSeq and is a predicted model, not a curated record. Gene Ontology annotation, molecular function: hydrolase activity, acting on ester bonds.